GUCACACAAUAACACGGAAGUAGCUUCCAAAACGAAGAAGCCUGAAGAUUUGUCUUUUAGAUGAAUGUGUAUGAAUAUUUGACAGAGUAUUUGGCAGAGUAUUCCUGUUAAUUAUGAAGACUAAAACUUAAUUUUUUAGACUAAAACACACAAACAAAUGUAACGUGACAUGUUCCGUUGAGGUAACUAGUUGGUUUAUAUGGUGGUGUCUCUUUGUGUCUUAUAAACAAAAAAAAAAGCUCAAUGGAGAAAUACUCACUCCUCAAAGUCAUCGGAGAAGGAUCCUUCGGUCGAGCUGUGUUAGUCCGUUGUAAAGACAGUCAGGAACAAUAUGUGGUGAAGGAAAUCCAGCUGCCAAAGAAUCAGUCCAAAUUGGAGAAUUCGAGGAGAGAGGCCGUCCUGCUGUCCAGAAUGAAACACCCUCACAUCGUGGCCUUCCGGGAGACUUUCGAAGCUGAUGACCUCCUGUGCAUAGUUAUGGAGUACUGCAGUGGAGGAGAUCUGCUCCAGAGGAUUCGGCAACAGAAAAGCACCCAGUUCUGCGUUGAGAAUAUUUUAAGGUGGUUUGCUCAGAUGUGCGCAGGUGCAAAGCAUAUCCACGAUAAGCGGGUUUUGCACAGAGAUCUUAAGUCCAAGAACAUUUUCUUGACAGAUAAUGGCACGAUCAAGCUCGGGGACUUUGGCUCUGCUUGUAUUCUGAACAGCUCGCAGGCUCACGCUCAUACAUACGUCGGGACGCCGUAUUAUGUGGCGCCGGAAAUCUGGGACAACAAGCCGUACAACAAUAAGAGUGAUGUGUGGUCUCUGGGCUGCGUUCUCUACGAGCUGUGCACCCUGCGACACCCGUUCCAGGCGCCCAGCUGGAAGAGCCUGAUCCUGAAGGUGUGCCGAGGCGCGUACCCUCCGCUCCCCGGCCACCUGCCCUACGAGCUGCAGCACUUGGUCAAGCAGAUGUUCAAGACGAACCCAAAGGACAGGCCGUCCCUGCACACCAUCCUCAACUCUCACCGGGCGUCCAGGCUCAUUCGUUCGCAUCUGCCCUCCCAGGCCGCGGACGUGGAGGAGCCGCGGAGGCGAAAGGGUCGCUGGAACAGGGAAGAGGGCAAGAAGGUGGCCGAUCUUCUGGGGGAGAAGAGUUUAUUGAAAACAUCCACGCUCGAAGGUGUGGAGUCACCCAAAGGCUGCAGUGAAAGCGGGGAGGCCGGCCCUCGAAAGCAGUGGCCCACCGAGCCGUCGCACGCCGUGCUGCAGGUGCUGGCCAACGCCAGCCUGGCUUCCUCCGGGUCGACCUGCGCAAGUGUGUCAGAGGAGCCGGAGGACGGCGGGCAGAGGAGACGGUGGGAGAGGGAUGCUCCCGAGAGGCUCCUGAGUCUGUUGGAGAAAGCCCAGCUGAGCAGAGCCUUCAGCACGUUUAUAAUAAACAAAGGAGGUGAGAACCCUCUCGUGGGACCACUCACGCAGCCGCAGGGUGACGACACAGACGGCGCCGAGUCAGCGGUAACUGUGGACGAGUCCCGGCUGCAGCCGCGCUCUGACGACGAGGACACGGACUUCGAGGAAGAUUCCCCGUGUGACUGGAUACACGAAGUUGAGAAAAUGUUUUCGCAACACUGAAGCCACUUUCCCUCAGAGUUCUGAGAACUUUUUUUUUUUUUUUUUUUUUUGCCCGUGCCAAUAUCAUUUGUUAUAAAAAAAAAAAUGUCAUUUUGUCUCAUCCAAGUUUACAGAAAAUCCAGCUAAGCUCAGACAAUACAAUUGUUAACGAAUGUGUUCCACGGUUUCGGUUAACUCUAGAUUGCUCCCACACUGCGACUCUAAAUUGUUAUUUUUCUUCUUCUAAAAUCCUUUUUUUCUUUGUCUACAUGAAGAUGUUUGUUGUGUCUGAUCUGUUUCUGAUUUAAUUUGGAACAUCUGCUGCAUGUUGAUGAUAACAUUCCCCGGUAGACUGAGGCCGGCUGGAAGCUCCUGUUUGGCUCGUCUGGAAGCAGGAAAUAUGAGACUUGUCAAAGAAGCUAGUUUUCAAGCCGGCCUGCGACAUUUAAAGUUCAUUUCCUCUGCAAUGUCCAAAGCAGACUAAACAUGUUCAGUCAUGGCGUUCCUUGGCUUUUAUUCCCCUGACAAGACACUAAUAAACCAUACAUCAGGCCUCUCUA
Molecule: messenger RNA, 2153 nt
Organism: Mugil cephalus (flathead mullet)
Lineage: Eukaryota; Metazoa; Chordata; Actinopteri; Mugiliformes; Mugilidae
Gene: nek3
Product: NIMA related kinase 3
Exons: 13
Coding region: 244-1614 (456 amino acids)
Biological process (GO): protein phosphorylation
Molecular function (GO): protein kinase activity; ATP binding
Source: RefSeq, a predicted model, not a curated record